Messenger RNA from Pongo pygmaeus (Bornean orangutan), 2956 nucleotides. RefSeq names its product SPARC like 1 (gene SPARCL1). NCBI's taxonomy places the organism in Eukaryota, Metazoa, Chordata, Mammalia, Primates, Hominidae. Gene Ontology annotation, biological process: anatomical structure development; signal transduction. The coding region runs from base 524 to 2518 and encodes 664 amino acids. The record is from RefSeq and is a predicted model, not a curated record. The transcript is spliced from 12 exons. Gene Ontology annotation, molecular function: protein binding; collagen binding; calcium ion binding.
AUGAGGCUCUGAGAACAAGAGCUUGAGGGGAAGACUGUUAACCCCAUCCAUGCCACCAGAAUUAGCUCUUUCCCUUUUGGUUUGCAAGCACUGCCUGUAAAGCUCUCGCAUGAGAGGCCAGCCUGCUAGGGAAAUCCAGGAAUCUGCAACAAAAACGAUGACAGUCUGAAAUACUCUCUGGUGCCAACCUCCAAAUUCUCGUCUGUCACUUCAGACCCCCACCAGUUGACAGAGCAGCAGAAUUUCAACUCCAGUAGACUUGAAUGUGCCUCUGGGCAAAGAAGCAGAGCUAACGAGGAAAGGGAUUUAAAGAGUUUUUCUUGGGUAUUUGUCAAACUUUAUUCCCUGUCUGUGUGCAGAGGUGAUUCAACUUCAAUUUUCUGCAGCGGCUCUGGGUCCAGCCCCUUACUUAAAGGUAUUAAAGGUCACUCUGCAAGAGAAAAAAAGAAAAGAAAAGAAAAAAAACCUGCUUUCAACUGCAGAUCAAUACUGUUGAAACAGUAUACCAAGAGAUCUGGAAAGCAUGAAGACUGGGCUUUUUUUCCUAUGUCUCUUGGGAACUGCAGCUGCAAUCCCGACAAAUGCAAGAUUAUUACCUGAUCAUUCCAAACCAACUGCUGAAACGGUGGCACCCGACAAUACUGCAAUCCCCGGUUUAAGGGCUGAAGAUGAAGAAAAUGAAAAAGAAACAGCAGUAUCCACAGAAGACCAUUCCCACCAUAAGGCUGAAAAAUCAUCAGUACUAAAGUCAAAAGAGGAAAGCGACGAACAGUCAGCAGAACAGGGCAAGAGUUCUAGCCAAGAGCUGGGAUUGAAGGAUCAAGAGGACAGUGACGGUGACUUAAGUGUGAAUUUGGAGUAUGCACCAACUGAAGGCACACUGGACAUAAAAGAAGAUAUGAGUGAGCCUCAGGAGAAAAAACUCUCAGAGAACAGUGAUUUUUUUGCUCCUGGUGUUAGUUCCUUCACAGAUUCUAACCAACAAGAAAGUAUCACAAAGAGAGAGGAAAACCAAGAACAACCUAGAAAUUAUUCACAUCAUCAGUUGAACAGGAGCAGUAAACAUAGCCAAGGCCUAAGGGAUCAAGGAAACCAAGAGCAGGAUCCAAAUAUUUCCAAUGGAGAAGAGGAAGAAGAAAAAGAGCUGGGUGAAGUUGGUAUCCACAAUGAUAACCAAGAAAGAAAGACAGAAUUGCCCAGGGAGCAUGCUAACAGCAAGCAUGAGGAAGACAAUACCCAAUCUGAUGAUAUUUUGGAAGAGUCUGAUCAACCAACUCAAGUAAGCAAGAUGCAGGAGGAUGAAUUUGAGCAGGGUAACCAAGAACAAGAAGAUAACUCCAAUGCAGAAAUGGAAGAGGAAAAUGCAUCAAAAGUCAAUAAGCACAUUCAAGAAACUGAAUGGCAGAGUCAAGAGGGUAAAACUGGCCUGGAAGCUAUUAGCAACCACAAAGAGAUAGAUGAAAAGACUGUUUCUGAGGCUCUGCUCAUGGAACCUACUGAUGGUGGUAAUACCAUGCCCAGAAAUCAUGGAGCUGAUGAUGAUGGUGGUGAUGAUGGCGAUGAUGGUGGCAAUGAUGGCCCCAGGCACAGUGCAAGUGAUGACUACUUCAUCCCAAGCCAGGCCUUUCUGGAGGCCGAGAGAGCUCAAUCCAUUGCCUAUCACCUCAAAAUUGAGGAGCAAAGAGAAAAAGCACAGGAAAAUGAAAAUAUAGAUACCAGUGAGCCUGGAGAGCACGAAGAGGCCAAGAAAGCAGAGAACUCAUCAAAUGAGGAGGAAACGUCAAGUGAAGGCAACAUGAGGGUGCAUGGUGUGGAUUCUUGCAUGAGCUUCCAGUGUAAAAGAGGCCACAUCUGUAAGGCAGACCAACAGGGAAAACCUCACUGUGUCUGCCAGGAUCCAGUGACUUGUCCUCCAACAAAACCCCUUGAUCAAGUUUGUGGCACUGACAAUCAGACCUAUGCCAGUUCGUGUCAUCUAUUCGCUACUAAAUGCAGACUGGAGGGGACCAAAAAGGGACAUCAACUCCAGCUGGAUUAUUUUGGAGCCUGCAAAUCUAUUCCUACUUGUACGGACUUUGAAGUGAUUCAGUUUCCUCUACGGAUGAGAGACUGGCUCAAGAAUAUCCUCAUGCAGCUUUAUGAAGCCAACUCUGAACAUGCUGGCUAUUUAAAUGAGAAGCAGAGAAAUAAAGUCAAGAAAAUUUACCUGGAUGAAAAGAGGCUCUUGGCUGGGGACCAUCCCAUUGACCUUCUCUUAAGGGACUUUAAGAAAAACUAUCACAUGUAUGUGUAUCCUGUGCACUGGCAGUUUAGUGAACUUGACCAACACCCUAUGGAUAGAGUCUUGACACAUUCUGAACUUGCUCCUCUGCGAGCAUCUCUGGUGCCCAUGGAACACUGCAUAACCCGUUUCUUUGAGGAGUGUGACCCCAACAAGGAUAAGCACAUCACCCUGAAGGAGUGGGGCCACUGCUUUGGAAUUAAAGAAGAGGACAUAGAUGAAAAUCUCUUGUUUUGAAUGAAGAUUUUAAAGAACUCAACUUUCCAGCAUCCUCCUCUGUUCUAACCACUUCAGGAAUAUAUGCAGCUGUGAUACUUGUAGAUUUAUAUUUAGCAAAAUGUUUGCAUGUAUGACAAGACAAUGAGAGUAAUUGCUUGACAACAACCUAUGCACCAGGUAUUUAACACUAACUUUGGAAACAAAAAUGUACAAUUAAGUCAAGUCAACAUAUGCAAAAUACUGUACAUUGUGAACAGAAGUUUAAUUCAUAGUAAUUUCACUCUGCAUUGACUUAUGAGAUAAUUAAUGAUAAAACUAUUAAUGAUAAAAAUAAUGCAUUUGUAUUGUUCAUAAUAUCAUGUGCACUUCAAGAAAAUGGAAUGCUACUCUUUUGUGGUUUACGCAUAUUAUUUUCAAUAUCUUAAUACCCUAAUAAAGAGUCCAUAAAAAUCCAAA